Messenger RNA from Erythranthe guttata (spotted monkey flower), 2023 nucleotides. Its product is annotated as Pentatricopeptide repeat (PPR) superfamily protein. Lineage: Eukaryota; Viridiplantae; Streptophyta; Magnoliopsida; Lamiales; Phrymaceae. Gene Ontology annotation, molecular function: protein binding. The record is from RefSeq and is a predicted model, not a curated record.
AUGGCCAUAAACAACAUUUCAAGAACACCAUCAUCAACCCACCUCCUCCUUCCUCCACCACUCCACCACCUCUACACCACCACCACCGCCGCCGCCGCCGCCGCCGCCGCCGCCGCCUGGUACACUCCGCCGCCGUUUCAAGAACCAGACCCCAUCACCACCGCCCUAUCUCAAGCCAUCCAAAACUCUCCAUCAAAACCCCUCCAAUCCUCCCUCAAGAACCUCCUCCCUCGUCUGAAACCCCAACACAUCACAAACCUCAUCACUCUAAACCCUAACUCUCUCUCUCCUCUCUCUCUCUUCUCUUUCUUCACAUGGCUCUCUUCUCCCACCAACUCCGCCGCUUUCCGCCACACCCUCCAUUCUUACUGCACCAUGAUCCACUUUCUCUGCACCCACCAACUCCUCGUUGAAGCCAAAAGUCUAAUCCAAAUCGUAGUUUCAAGAAAAGGUAAAGAUUCUGCUCCCGAUGUUUUCGCUGCAAUUCUUGAAACCAAAGGUACCCAAAGAUCCGAUAUUUACGUAUUCUCUGGAUUAAUCACUGCUUAUUUAGAGUUGGGUUUUGUCCCCGAUGCUAUUCAAUGCUUUCGAUUAUGUAAAAAACACGAUUUUCGGGUCCCGUUCGAUACGUGUAAAAAGGUGCUUGAUCAUUUGAUGAAUUUGAGGUCUUUUAAUUUGGUUUGGGGUUUCUAUAAGGAGAUUUUGGGAUGUGGGUAUCCACCAAGUUUGUAUUUUUUCAACAAUUUGAUGCACCGAUUCUGCAAAGGAGGUGAAAUGGUGUUAGCUUUGUCGGUUUUUAAUGGAAUUCGGAAAUGGGGUUUGAGUCCUAGUGCUGUUAGUUUCAAUACUUUGAUGAAUGGUUAUAUUAGGGUGGGCGAUAUCGAUGAAGGGUUUCGGCUCAAGAGUGAUAUGGAGGCGAGUGGAAUUCGACCCGAUGUUUAUACUUAUAGCGUUCUAAUAAACGGGCUUUGUAAGGAGAGGAGAAUGGAUAGUGCACAUGAGUUGUUCGACGAAAUGCUUGAGAAUGGGUUGGCUCCUAAUGAUGUUACCUAUACUACGUUGAUUGACGGACACUGCAAAAACGGGAGGGUAGAUUUGGCUAUGGAGAUUUACGAUCAAAUGUUGUCGAAGGGAUUAUCCCCCGAUCUUGUCACAUACAAUGCUAUUAUUAACGGGCUUUGCAAGAACGGAGAUUUAAAGCAAGCGCAAGAUCUUAUUGGUGAGAUGAGUUUAAAGGGAUUGAAACCUGAUAAAAUUACGUACACUACCCUUAUCGACGGGUGUUGUAAGGAAGGAGAUCUCGAGUCUGCAUUUAAGGUUAGAGAAACAAUGAUUAAGCAAAGAAUUCCACUUGAUGAUGUGGCGUACACGGCACUUAUAUCCGGUUUGUGUAAAGAAGGGCGAGAAGUUGAGGCCGAGAAAAUGUUGAGGGAAAUGUCGAGGCUCGGUUUUAAGGCCGACGACGAAACGUAUACAAUGAUUAUUAACGGGUUUUGUAAGAAGGGAGAUGUGAAGACGGCUUCGAAGAUGCUCCGUGAGAUGCAGAGUGAUGGGCGUAAGCCGAGUGUUGUGACUUACAAUGUGCUUAUGAACGGUUAUUGCAAACAAGGGCAAUUGAAAAACGCGAAUGUUCUACUAAUUGCGAUGAUGAAUCUUGGGGUUGUGCCCGAUGAUGUCACGUAUAAUAUUUUAUUGGAAGGGCAUUGUAAGUACGGGAACCCGGACGAUGUUUCGAACUUGCGUGGUGCGAAAGGGCUUGUUCUUGAUUACGCGUCGUAUAAUUCGGUGAUUGGUGGCUUGAGUAAAGCCUCGAGGUGUCGAUCCAAGGUUUGAUGUAAUUUGAGAACAAGAAAAAAUAAAAUGAAACUUUUGAAGCUAAUAUUUAACCACUUGUGAAUGGUUCUUGAUGUUUGGUUACACAUUUGUGAUUUAUGUAAUAUGAGAAUUGGCUUUUGGUGUUAUGAUUGAUUGAUAUAUAGAAGUUUGGUGAAUUUCAAUAUAUAUAUUUUUUUAAGAGAAAGAA